CCUCACAUAUUUCUUCCAUCAAUCAAUCACCUCAAUCAUUCCAAAUUCCAAUCUCCAAUCUCCAAUCCAAUCCUCCGUUUCUCUCUCUACUGCUGCUGAUUUUACAAUACAGAAGACGAAUUUAUUUUUGGUUUGAUUCGGUGUGUGCUGGUUCCUCAAGUCUGUGACUGCAGGGCAUACAAGGGUUUCCUGAUUAAAUUGGGUAAUGGGAGAAUGAAAUGGAGUAAGAUGCAAGAUUCGAUUGCUUAUGAUGGGAACAAUCAGUUAUGAUGCUACACAAGGUUUUCUUGAAGAGAAUCUUGAACUGCAAAUGAGAUGUCUUCCAGUAAGAGUCCAACUCAGCACUUGAAGGAUGCUGGAUUGCAGAGUCAAAUUGCCGAUGCUGUGAACAGGCAUAGCUCGGAAGCACAUUGUUCACCAAAAAAUCUAAGGGAUGACAGUGAUGUUCAUCAUAAAGAUCAAGAAGCUAUGGAACUUUAUUCCCGAGCCAGAGCGCAGGAAGAAGAGAUCCAAUUUCUUCGUGGGCAAGUCACUGUUGCCUGUCUGAAGGAAUUGCGGCUGCUGAACGAGAAGUAUGCGUUGGAGAAGAAAUUUGCUGACUUAAGAAUGGCAAUAGAUGAGAAGCAGAAUGAAGCCACUACUUCUGCAUUAAAUGAGUUGGCCCGCAGAAAAGGUGAUCUUGAAGAAAAUUUGAAAUUAACUCACGAUUUGAAGGCUGCAGAUGAUGAAAGAUAUGUCUUCAUGUCAUCCAUGCUUGGGUUAUUGGCUGAAUAUGGUAUUUGGCCCCAUGUCGUAAAUGCUUCUGCCAUAUCUAACAGCUUAAAGCAUCUACAUGAUGAAUUGCAGUGGAAGAUUAGAACUUCACAUGAACAGCAAGGUUUUGACCGUUAUACUGACGCGCAACGUAUGGAGCCAACUGCAAAAGUUCAGCUCCACAUGAAUGAUUUUACAGACACAAGAAAUUUGAUGCUAAUUAAUAAAGAAAAUCCACAGCAGUUCACAGCCAAUAUAGAUAGUAAUACAACUCACAGGAAUAUGGAUGGCUUUAUUCUCCAUGAUUCAUUUGAUAAAGAUGUUGCGUAUGGGAGAGCUGAACAAACCAAUGGCACCUCAUAUCCUCAGACACCUGAUAAUACAUCCUCUAUUUCACAAGGGCCUGGUAUAGAGAAUUUUCAGAUAAUUGGUGAUGCGGUACCUGGAGGCAAACUUCUUGGAUGUGGAUUUCCAGUACGCGGAACUUCACUUUGCAUGUUUCAGUGGGUUCGUCAUCUUCAAGAUGGCACUAGGGAGGUUAUUGAAGGAGCUACAAAUCCAGAAUACAUAGUCACAGCUGAUGACGUUGAUAAAACUAUUGCUGUCGACUGCAUACCAAUGGAUGAUCAAGGCCGCCAGGGGGAACUAGUGAGGCAUUUUGCUAAUGAUCAGAACAAAAUUAAAUGUGACCCGGAGAUGCAGCUGGAGAUUGACACACAUAUAUCUAGAGGACAAGCCACUUUCAUUGUUCUACUGCUGAUGGAUUCUGCUGAGAAUUGGGAGCCAGCAACUCUAUUUCUGAGAAGGUCAGGCUAUCAGAUCAAGAUCAAUAGCACAGAAGCUCUUGUCAUUGCUGAGAAAUUCUCAAAUGAUUUAUCAAUUAAAGUUCCUUGUGGCUUCUCAACUCAAUUUGUGCUGACAUGUUCUGAUGGAUCUUCUCAUCCUUUUAGCACAUACAGUGUUCGGAUGCGUGAUACUCUUGUUUUGACGAUGAGAAUGCUACAAAGCAAGGCAUUGGAUGACAGAAGAAAAGGAAGGGUGUAAUUGGUUAUUUGGAGCAUAAUGUUUAUAGCCAUUAGUCAUUCAUAGUAGUAAUUAGAAGACACGAUUUGAUUAAUUAGACUAUUAGACAGUGUUCGGUAUCUCAGGCUGCCGAAGUGAACAGAUUAUCGCCCAUUUAUUAUUGUUACUGUAGUUAUCAUCAUAUAGUAAUCUCAGAAGCAUUCUGUAUAGUAGACUAGCCUGCAAAAUAUGACCGUACAUGUAAAGAUUUUGCAAUCGAGCUAAUUAUUACUUUACAGCCUUUUCUUUG
Messenger RNA from Fragaria vesca subsp. vesca, 2065 nucleotides. RefSeq lists its product as uncharacterized. Bases 316 to 1797 code for a protein of 493 amino acids. Gene Ontology annotation, cellular component: plasma membrane. The transcript is spliced from 20 exons. Lineage: Eukaryota; Viridiplantae; Streptophyta; Magnoliopsida; Rosales; Rosaceae. The record is from RefSeq and is a predicted model, not a curated record.